GAGAGCUGCUGUGGAGGCCGCCGCCGCUACCACAAGAGCUGAAGUGCUUGCCUCGACCCCGUCUGUAUCCUCCGGAGGACAGAACGGCGAUAUUGAUGCGGCUUUGAAGGCUCACGAGGAGACGCUUAGGCAGCGGCACGAACAAGAGAUAGCGGCGGCUUUAAAGGCUCACGAAGAGAUACUCAAACAGCGGCACGAACAGGAGAUCGCGGCGGCUGUCGAUCGUGGCAGAAUGGAGCAGGCUACAAGGAGCAAACUCAAAGAUCAACAACUCGUGAGAGCACAAGGCAAGCUCAAGGAACUGGAGGCUCAGGUCCUCGAAUGGAGGAACGCAGGGCUUGUUCCUCAGCCUGCGUCCGGUGGGGCCACCACAAGCAAAGUUCCUACUCCCGGCUCUGCCUCGGUCCCUCCGAAGCCAGCGCCCACGCCCGCAGUAAACGCCGCAGCUCCGAAAUCACUACCUCGUAGGCCGUCUCUUGCUCCUGCUGCUCCUGCGCCGGAAGGCGCUGGUCGUGGCAGAGGGGCGGCGAUCCGUGGUGCUUCCCGCGGUGCAGCGCACGGCCUCAAUAUACGGGGGACAGCCGCCGUGGGUCGAGGUGGUGCUCUUGCACCUGCAAGUGCAGCUGCUGGUGUCCAGAUCGUUGGCGCAGCAGGGAAAAGGACUCGCGAGGAUGGCGACUCUACUCCUGAUGACGCAUUGGCGAAACGCCUAAAACCCGCGGAAGGUACAAGUAAACCUGUGACCUUACGUAGAGAUCGUGUUCCUCCACCCCCUUGAUAUAAUUGUAGUCGAAUUGCUGUGUUCACAUCAUACUCUUAGUCGCAUUUCUCGGUAACUUAUCAACUUGUAUAGUGAGGCAAUACGGAUUCCAGAUUCGCAUCGU
Messenger RNA from Postia placenta MAD-698-R-SB12, 884 nucleotides. RefSeq lists its product as hypothetical. The transcript has a single exon. Bases 233 to 778 code for a protein of 181 amino acids. The record is from RefSeq and is a predicted model, not a curated record. NCBI's taxonomy places the organism in Eukaryota, Fungi, Basidiomycota, Agaricomycetes, Polyporales, Adustoporiaceae.